Molecule: messenger RNA, 2095 nt
Organism: Amphimedon queenslandica
Lineage: Eukaryota; Metazoa; Porifera; Demospongiae; Haplosclerida; Niphatidae
Exons: 3
Coding region: 10-2049 (679 amino acids)
Biological process (GO): mitochondrial RNA processing; regulation of mitochondrial mRNA stability
Cellular component (GO): mitochondrial matrix; ribonucleoprotein granule
Molecular function (GO): RNA binding
Source: RefSeq, a predicted model, not a curated record
AAAAGCAACAUGCACACAUUGGGUCGACUCCAUGGCAGAUUUCAGUUCCAGAGACUGUUCUUGCCUUCUUCCUUCUCUUUCUCAUCCUCCCUAGUCUCUCCUAAACUAACCAGAGCCAGUUCCACCCGGUCAGCAGGCCCUCCUCCUUCUCAAUAUCAGGCCACUAAAACUUACUCUGACACGAGGUCUGACAUGAUGAUUGGUUCUUUAUUAUCUUCAAUGUCACGAGCAGAAUCAUUCAACUCCUCAAUGGAAAUACUGGGAAGGUACAAGGAGCCUCUCUCUGUCUUUGAUCAACUGCAAGUUUUAAAAGCCGUGUCUGAAACGAGCAUUCAGGACAAGGCCACCAAUAUGAAAUCCUCUCCGCUAAAAAGUAAUGAAAUUUUUCAAAAACUUUGCAACGACAUUAUGGGAGAUUUGCAUUUGUUCUCGUUGCCGGACCUGGUUCAACUACUCUCUUGUUUCAGCAAGUUAAGAACUAACAUUAACCCAAGAGCAGCUGACACCGUUUUAUCUUUGAUAGAAGAAAGUGGUAAAAGUCUAUCUGAACUUCCUCCUCAAGACAUUGGGUCAAUCAUCAAAUCUUUAGCUUUCUUUAACAUUAGAACAGGACGGACAGAAUUGAUUGACCAUAUUGUGGCCAUCGUUGUAUAUCAACUCACCAGUGAGACUUUUGAUUGUCAUGUCUCGCUAAGGCGGGUUUGCAGAGGUUUUGCUAUACUUGGAAGAUGGCCGAAAGAGUUAACAGAUCCACUGUUAGAGUACCUGUACAGGAGUAUUGAUGUAAUGGAUGAUUUUUCUGUAGCAACCAUUAUCUGGUCUUUGCAGAAAAGUAACAUUCCUCUUGAAGAUUGGAUCUUUGAGAAAGCAUCAACAUUAAUACUUGAAAGUGAAUCCACUAUUGUGGUAUCAUUUUUACUGUGGGUGUCAGGAAAGUCAUUGCAUUACUACAACAAAGAGUUUUACGACAAGAUGAAGGAGAUCUUAUUAUCCAGUGAUUCAGAACAUUGGUGCGACCCACGUCUAUUGUCACAUAUGCUUUGGAUGCUAGCAAAAGUGAGACAUUAUGAUCCAGUACUGUUGGACAGAGCAGCUGAAGUUGCAUUACCGCUACUUUAUAGAAUGGAGUCUCAGAGUUUAUCUCUUUUUGUGUACGUCUAUGGGUUUUUCAAUCAUCCUUCACCAGCUUUGUUUAAAGCACUUGAAGAGCUUUUGGUCUCUAAUAGAAGUACUUAUGAGCUUCAAGGUUCACAAGCUUUCACCAUCAUUUUGUGGUCCUUUCUUGUCCUUGAGUUGUAUCCAGUACCUUUGAUUGAGCAGGUUUUCAAAGACGAAUUUAUAAAAGCUAACAAUUACUACCUCCCUGAUGUACUACAGCUGGACAAUGCAUCAAUGACUAACCCCCACCUCUCCCUUCCCUCUCUCUCUCCUUCUCAACGUUCCUCCAUUUUAUCACAAACACUGACAGAAAAGCCCAUUAGAAAAUCAACAUUUGAUAAGAUUGUUACAGAAUCACUAAACAAGUUACUUCACUCCUUAAAGGGCGACACAAGUAACUUAUUUAAUGCUGAGAAGCUUCUAAUUCCAAAAGCUCGGAUGCCUAAUGGCUACACUGUUGAUGCUGAGAUCUUGUUAGACGAAAAUGGUGUUCCUAUACCAUCUGGGAAUGAGAAUUUUAAAUGGAGUCUAGCUGGUUUGAAACAGCUCUGCAUGGAGGAUGUGCCUGUUCCUUGGAAAAGGUUAUCCAGAAUAUUUAAUUAUACUAAGAAUAAAGGUGAAGGGCUGUAUAAUAUAUCCAGUGGAUGGACUGAUGGAGGGAGAGUUGCAGCUGCUAAAAGGAGAAUAAUAAUUGAGUUUGAAGGCCCGUCUCAUUAUGCUGCCAAUAUUAACCAUGAGCUUGGAAGAAUUGUCAUAAAGAGGAGGCAGCUGGAAACCUUUGGCUGGGAAUUUAUACAAGUCCCAUACUACGAAUGGGAGCCACUCCGUUACGACUACACACUUCAAAGUGAAUACUUGAAAAAUAAAUUGUUUACAAAGAAAAACAAUUAAGAAAUAGUCCUUAAUAAAGUUACUAAUUAAUAAUUAUUAUAGUUAA